AUGCCUCGAUUGACUUUCAAAACCAAACAAGCCAAGAAGUCCGGACAGAUUUUACGCACUGAGACAUUUAAGAAGUCUAUCAGGAUUCAAAACCAAGACUACCAGACCCUUGUAGAGAAGCAUUUGAAGUGUAAGAACUUAUUUGAAGAUGAUGCCUUUCCAGCGGAUUUAACAUCCAUUGGAAGUGAAAAUCUUUUACAGAAUCUUCCACCAUGUGUCACAUGGAAAAGGCCACAUGUAAGUCAAUGGCAGUAGUAAUAUCUGGACUAUUACUACAAAAAUUUCAGCAUGCUUAUGAUUAACAGCUGGUGAGAGAAACGUUGUCUGCCAUACCUGCUGCAUGCUUCCAGUAGUUGUGGAGGCAUUGCCAGAUAACAGUAGCUUGACCUGGAUCAUUGAAGGUAUUGUCAAACCUGGGAACAUGGAUGAAUAGUGACUUUUAAAUCUAAUCCUUCCUCUUCCUAUAGAGACCGUAAGUUGGCUCUUUUGGUAAAAAAUGGGGGGGGGGGGGCAGCUGACAGCAAAAGGGCCAGUCCUGUAAUGAAUGUAGACAGUAAUACCCAAAAUGUUGCAGACCUGCUUUCCACAAGCGGAAGAGAGGACUGGUCCAAGUCCCUACAGGGAGCUAUUGGACCUGAAGCUUCUGUUGCAAAUCAGGCAAGUUCCAUAGUGUGGUUACACUUCACAAAAUAGCUAGAAGUAUAAAGGGGGUAAAACCAUUAUUUUCCCUAAUCUAUUGAAUAUUGAUUAGUAUGAGUGGAUAAAGCAGAGGGAAUAUUCACUGAUAAUGCAUUCGGUGACCAUAGAGGUUCCAUUAAUCAUAGUGGUUCUACAUGGGCCAGGGUCUUCUCAAUGCAGGAUAUUGUAACCAGCCACGUAAAAAUAAAUAGUUCCAUGAAUCAUCCAUUUGUUCACUGGCCUAGUAGAAGAUGACAAUAGACAACUUAUUUAUACUGGUGUAUCAUUGCAUGAAUUAAAUGUAUAUCAUUAGAAAAGAAAAUAACUUAAAUUUUUCAAAUUUUCCAGGAACUGGUAAAGAAUCCUCAGUUCUUUGCUGAUAAUGUGAGCAGAUUCAAAUUACAUCAAGGACUCACACAAAACUGCUGGAUUUUGGCUGCCCUAUCAUCACUUACCUUGAACAAGGAUAUAUUAACCAAAGUUGUGCCUCAAAACCAGAGUUUUCAGAAAAACUACACUGGGAUCUUCCAUUUCAAGGUGAGUACACUCAAUCUGCACUACUUAACGUGGAAAGCAGCACAACUGUCAUGUCAUAAAAUAUGUUCUCUUCACAGUUCUGGCGUUUUGGUGAAUGGAUUGACGUGGUAGUGGAUGACCGCCUUCCUGUAGAUGAAAACGGCAAGCUCAUCUUUGUAUCGUGUGCCAAAAAUAAUUUGUUUUGGGGAGCACUCCUGGAGAAAGCCUAUGCUAAGUAAGUAAGCAUCAGAUACUGAGUCUGGUAUUAAUGCAUUAUAUAUUUUACAUCAUGCAGGUUUGAACAACAAUGUUUGCACUUGGCUUCCAAUUUAUAAUAAAACAAAACUAAUCAGCAGUCUAUACAGAGGAUAACUAACAUGGUGAAUCAGACGGUAUCCUAAAGAAUUCCAUCUAUAUGCUAUUAAUGUAGGCUUUAUCUUCCUGUGUCUCAGGCUCUGUGGCUCCUAUGAAGACAUGCAAAUUGGUGAAGUAUCUGAAGCAUUAGUGGACUUUACCGGUGGAGUGAAUAUCACCAUAACAUUGUCCAAAGCCCCCGCAGAUCUCUGGAAUAUAAUGUUAAGGGCAGCAAACAGUGGGUCCUUAAUGGGAUGCCAGACUCACUCCGGAGUAAGAGCAAUAUUUAUUAUUUUUAUUAUAAAUAUUAUGUUCUGUCACACUUACUGUAUAGGUAGUAAAACAUAUAGACCCCAGGAGGGACUUAUAAACUAAUUAUUAUUAUUAAUCUUAUGAUUAUGUCAACAUCAUUACCAAAUUACGUUAUCAUUAAUAUUAUUAUUAACCUUAUGGUUGCAUCAACAUAAUUACCAAAUAAUUUUAUUUUAUUAUAUUUAUAUAUAUAUAUAAUAUACAAAGUGUUGUACUCAGUGCUUUACUGUAGACUGUACUGAACCAGAAAUUGACAGCAAAUGUUGUUGAUAUUUAUAUAUUAUUGUAGUUAUGAUAUGCAGACAGUAGACAUCCUUACCCUUGUAGACUUAACAGACACAAUUAGAUUAAACUAUAAAAUAGUAAAUUAAUUUUAAUAAACAGAAGUGUAUUGUGUUCCAUGUUUCAUACUACAUUUAUUAAAUUCCUUGUCUCUUUCAUUUAGCCUGAAAUGAUUAUGGAGAAUGGAUUAGUGGCAGGCCACGCGUAUGCUGUGACUGGAAUCAGAAAGGUACGGGUCUGGCUGUGAACCUCAGCUAUCGGGAACACUAGAUAAACAAAAUAAAGAAGGACAAAACAUGGAUCAGUUUAAAUUAAUUGGGAGCUCCAGGCUUACUCAUUGUAGGCACACAAAUAGCUCAUACUAGUAUUAUUAAAAUAACAAUUGUUUUUAUUAAAAACCACAAUGAUAUUUAAUACAUGAAAAUCAAGUACUACAAUUGCAAGCAGUGCUACAUUUGAUGACUAUAGAAAUAUUUGUGAAUUAAAUUUGCUGUGAUACUUAGCGAUCACUCCAUCUCUGUCCUUUGUUUCACCAGGUGACCAGCAAAUUGGGAGCAGAAUAUUUAGUGAGAUUGAGAAAUCCAUGGGGAAAGGUUGAAUGGAAUGGAAAUUGGAGUCGCAGGUAACUAUAAUCUAAGAUGCAGUAAGACAUGUAUUUGGUAUAACCCGGUACGUUGCUGAAUGGGAUGGUACCCGCAGAUAAUUUGGUGGUAUUGGUUAUUUUGUUCUGUGAUAAGGUAGUCGUUUUGUUUGGGACAAAGAAACGCUAGUAUGUAUAAAGUCAUUAUUGCUUUUUUCAUCCUACUGCAGGUGCCACAUUCAUUUAAAAGUUGUAGAAAAGAAAGAUUGUUUCAUGAGAAGAGAAACUAAAAGUUUUAAAGUUUUACUUUUUUUACAUUUUUUUUUCAGAUCUCAAAAAUGGGAACAACUUAGCUUCAAGGAGAGACUUCUACUUCAAAAGGCAAGGGAAGAUGGAGAAUUUUGGUAAUAAUGAUAAUACAGAUAACAUUUAAGACUAGGGACUAAUGAAAGUAUUUAGAAAAUUGGGCAGACUAGAUGGGCCGAAUGGUUCUUAUCUGCCGUCACAUUCUAUUUCUUAUAGAUAGAGGGAUUUGUUAUUCCAGAUAAACUGAAACCAUUUAUAUAUUAUUGACAUAAUCAUCAGAGAGUGCAGGUAGUCUCUACACUUACGUCUGAGACUCAAUAACCUUCAUAAUAUAAACAUAUACAGUUAGGUUGUCAUGACCCAUUAGGUGCUGUGGAUUCUGAGGUUUAAUCCCUUAAAACUUAAAAUUGUGGUGCAAGGGCUCCCAAAAUUAUUCCUGGAUAGACAAAUCAAUUAAUCUGCUGAUGUAUUGCCUGAUUUUCAACCCACACUGGAUAUUAUUUUCCUGAUUUUUUUUUUAUUUUCUGCACACAUAGGAUAUCCAAUGAAGACUUUAAAGACAAUUUUGUUGAGCUGGCUAUCUGCAAGCUGACUCCUGAUCUGAUAAGCCAGGAAUAUGGCAAACAGUGGAUGUUAUCUAUGCAAAGCGGCAAAUGGUCUUCUGGGAGCACAGCUGGGGGAGGUAGACAUUGCACAGGUAUAUAUCUGCCGUUCCUUGUAGUAUGUUAAAUGUAUACACUUCACUCUGUAGCUGCUCGAAUCCUUAAUUUCAAGGUGGCACAGUUGGUAUCACAAAAAUGUUUUAUUUUUUUUCCAAAAUAUUUUUAGAGUCCUAUUGGAGAAAUCCCCAGUACCGGCUGAAAACUCUCAAUGAAGAUGAUAUGGAAAAGAAUACAGACUCUUCCCAUGUUCUAAUAUCACUUAUUCAGAAACAAAAUCACAAACACAGAAACCAAUCACCUCUUCUGUUCAUUGGAGUAUCAAUAUUUCAGGUAAUACAUUACUGUGAAUACAAUGUAUAAUAGCUAAACACUGUUCUAAAAGUUUAUGGGAAUUUGCUCUGUAGAUAGUUUGGUAUCAUCAGGCACACGUUACUAGAGCUAAUAUUAUAAUAAUGCCCAAUUACGGACUACUGUGGGUUAUGAUCUCGAGACACUCAGCUUGCAAGAAGGGUCCAAUAAUUUACACUAACAUUGCUUAUCUUUAUAACUAGCAGGCCUAAAAAGCCCAGUGCUUGCAAUGGCCAGCAGCUGUCCACCUAUUAGAAAAUCAAUGUUGCUGUUAAGCUCCUUAUAAACACUCUUUUUAAGAUUGUUCAAUACUGCUACGUUCUGGCCUGUAUCAUGUGGUUAAAGUAUAAUUUUACCUACUGAGCCAAUAUGUAAAAUGUGUUGUUGCAAUCAUCUGUUAUUGCUUUUCAUCUUUUUAAUACAUUGUCUUUUUCUUGUUCACAUUUUCUAGGUGCCUCUUGAGGUAAGAACCAUAUUUUUCUUAAUUAUUUGAGCUCCAGUUAAGAAUAUUUAAACAACUGUUAUUACUGUAGACAAUGGUGGGACAUCAAAAGUAUAUUGAGCUGUUGUUGGGCUUCAGAUUAUGGAACAUACAUAAUAAUAAGAUAAUGGAGUCUUACAGUAUCUUCAUUUUCACCAUAGCAUCAGGACUGUUUACAGAGGAAAUUAAUGCUAGAACUAUAGUCAAUUCAGCAGGUUAUUCUUAAAAGUUAGAGCACUGUUUGCCAAGCACUUGCAAAAUAUCAGAAUCUAGGGCACAAGGACAUUUUAAUUUAUAAAAACGAUGCCCUUAAGCUUCACUUUUUUUGCAAUCUUUCAUUGUUGGUGAAAUGCCCAAAAUAUCUACAUUGGAUAGGCAAAGAACAUGAAUGGGAUGAUUUCAUCUUUAAGGAAUUACAAAUAAAUGUCAGAUGAUCUAAGGAAAAUAGUUGAAAGUUAAAAAAAAAAAAAAAAAAAAGAACAUAAUUCAUAUUUUUGUUUUGAUUUGUCGCCUACAGCAAAAGUUCUAAACAUGGAGCAACCACCAAAAAUGAAUAGAAUCCACAGGAACAUUCUAUUGACUUUCAUGGCAUUUGCUCCACUUUUAGAACUUUCCCUUACUUUUCUAUUAGUUUUAUAUUGAAUUUGUGAUGAAUCAUAUGGCAAUAUCUGUGGGCCAUAUACAAAUACAAUUAACAAAAUGUUUUAUGAUAGUGUGAAGUUUGCUCAUUAUAUGGAUAGAGUUAUCAUAUUUUGUAAAUCCUUGACGUUCUUUUCCUGCUCUGUACAGUUCCAGGGCACACAAAGCCGGCUUCCUAAAUCAUUCUUUGUUAACCAUAAACCCAUAAACAACAAAUGUGUUUAUGCCAACCAUCGUGAAGUGACUCAGUAUUUCCACCUGGAACCAGGGUCUUAUGUUAUUGUUCCUUCGACGUCUACAGUUGACAAAGAAAGUGAAUUUCUACUCAGAGUGUUUUCCAGAAAGCACAUUUUAGAGUAAGUAGAACUCUUUCUGAAAUGAGAAUAUAUGUAUUAAUUCACAAAUCUAAGUGAAGUGUCAAAAGUGAAGAUUGAAUAUGAUCAUUUUAGUGGACUAUGAGGUGCCAAAUUGUGGAACCUUAAAUUGUGGCAAUUUCACCUAUUAAUUGGAGAGAGACUUAAAUGCCAAGAAUAGAUUACAUUUAGUACUAUAAAGAUAGUUAUGGAACUGUAGGUAUAUAGAUACAGUCAUACUGUAUAUGCACACAAUUUCUAAAUCUGAAUAUUUUGUAUGUGCCAUGUGUAUGUUUAAUGAAAAUAUCACUAACAAAGCAUUGUUAAAAUCAUUUCAGAGAGCAAAGCGAGAAUCCAAACACAGGAGUAUGCUGGAUGGUAAGCAUUUUAUAUAGAACUUUCAUAUAAAAUAUAUUCAUACCAUUUUAGGAAAAAUAAUAAUAUAUCUAGACAAUUACAAAUGAGUGCAAAGCAACACAGCUGAACGUAUAGCAGAUAGAUAGCCGUAUGAAUUAAACUUUACAUUCGGACGCCAAUCAAACACACUUUCUAAUAUAGUGACAGGAAGUUAAAUAGCAUUGGUUUCUUCUUUAGCGACACUGUAAGAACCAUCUGAUGCAGAACCUCUUUAAGAGGAAGCCUAUCAAUCAGUGCUGAGGUCCAGUUGAUCCGUGUCACCCAGACAGCCCUUUAUACUCUUUAAGAUGUUUCUUUAGCAGAGAACAUUAUUAAAACCUAUUCAUCUAGAAACAUAACAAGCCUUUUUCCAUUAUAAAACAAUUUAUAAUCUGUCAUUUAUCUUGCUGCUCUCAUUUUUCCUCUUAACAGAAAAUUGCUGACAAACAAGAAGACAAGAUUUGGGAAAACGUCUUCGCCAAAUUCUUUGGAAAGGUAAGAUCCUACACUGUAUUUAAUAGAUCAUACGUGCAAAAACUGGUGUUUAGAAAUCAAAGAACUAAAGGUAGUUUCUCCUUUUAUUUUUCAAGAAUCCAGAAAUCAGUUUAAUUCAGCUACAGACACUCUUAAGUAAAGGGACCUGGCCAGGUGAGUCUAUCUGAUUGCUUGUUUUUAGGCAAAAUACAUGUAAAAUGACUCUUUACUCCAGUGCACAAUCUGCAUAUUAUAGUCAUAUGCCACAUCAAAUGAUUCUUGAUAUGAAUUCUGAUGUACUGUACACACGCAAGUGGUGUGGGAGAUGUGUGUCUCCUGUAUGGAGCUUUUCCAAUAAUGGGAGAGGCAAGAUUCUCAUAAAAUAUAUAAAUGGUUGUUUUUAUUCUUAAACAGUAAUUUCUCUUUAUAGAUUUAAUUGAAUAUGUACGGCUAGUUACAUUCCCAGCUAUAUUUGUGGGAAUCGGAUUUGCUUGAUUAGUAAAAUAUUACAGUGCAUAUAUUUGAAAUUCUUAUUAUUUCACAAAUUUACUCUAAUUUAAUCUCUUUUCAGGUGCAAAGCUAUUUGCAACACCAUUCAGCUUAGAUACCUGCAAAGUAAUCAUGGCUCAACUUGAUGUAUCCUUUCUGCUUUUAUUUCUGAUAUUUCAGAGAGUUCCACUUUAUAUCUCAAACUAGUAUUCUGAAACAUCAACAUAGCUUUCAUUCCCAGAACCUUCUUGUGUGCAGCAUUCCAUUAUUAGUAGAGAAAUGCCUUCACUAAACAUGCAUUCAUUGCGCUAAUAAUCAGUUAAUUACUUUUAUACAAUGCCUACGCAAACAUUAUAAAACACCUAUCUAAUAUUUUCUGCGCUAAUUAAUUCCAAGUCCGAGACACUGGAUUUGUGUCACAUUUUAAAGCAUCAUAGUAUUAUUUUUGAAUACCUUAUUAAGUAUUUAGUGUGACUUUCCAGUAGAUUUUUCUUGGGCUUGUUCAAUUCCACACUUUAAAUCACGUAACUUGUCUGAUAAUCCCUUAUUUUUGAAAUACUUGCAGUAUUAAUGUUAAAUUAAAAAUAAAAGCAGUUACAAGCCUUAACUCAUUCGAAAUACAGUUGAACACAUCUGGAACUCUAAAUAUGGAUGAAUUCCAAAAUUUGUGGGAGAGACUCAUUUCAUAUAAGGUUUGUUUCUACAGAUGACUCAUUGAUUGUAUCUAUGAUAAUAUAUAAUAAUGUAUAUAUUUAUUUGAAGGUUAAAACCUAUUUUGCAACGACCCCCAAUGGUGACAUCGCCACUUAGGGAGGCGAUGCCCUAGGGGUGCAGCAGAGGUGUGUUGUACUUACCUACUUUGUCUUAUAAUAUCUUUUGACUGCAUUUGAAUUUCAGUGAAAUUCCACCACAGUCUUUAUGAGUUUUAUGAGAAAAAAACCCCAACAUUUUCUUAAGGGGGGCGUGGGUGUCAAACAGAAGUGUGAUUCGGAUAUCUACCAUUCUGUCUUUGAGUGAAGUCAGUUAUAUAUAGCAUUAGUACAUUAUGGAAAUUACUGUACUGUAACUUAUAAUCUGAUUGCUUCCAUAGGAGAUUUUCCAAAGGAGGGAUAUAAAUAGAUCUGGAUAUCUGACAAUGAUUGACCUCCAGGCUGCAACAGAAGAAAAAGGUAAAAUCAUUCAUUCAGAUGAAUAAAUAAACCCAUUAAAAAAUAAAUAUAUAUAUAUAUAUAUAUAUAUAUAUAUAUAUAUAUAUAUGUAUAUAUAUAUAUAUAUAUAUAUUUGUAGUCGGGGCAAUAUGGCCGAACAGAGAAAUCUUAGCAUAAUACAAUCAUAACAUCCAUGAGUAUGCACCAGUCAGUUGUGGUGUGCCAGAACCGACAAAGCAGUAGGCCUGUAAUAAAAGUGGGCCCACCUUAGAGGGUGUUAUAAAUAGAGGGAGCGGUGGGAGGGGUGACUCGCCAAACCAGCAACGGUAAGGUGGGAGUGGAUUGGCAGCCCCUUUAAAGGUGAACCAAGCCCCUCCCACAACUCCAGGCCAAGCCUUCAAAUUUGUAGUCGGGGCAAUAUGGCCGAACAGAGAAAUCUUAGCAUAAUGCAAUCAUAACAUCCAUGAGUAUGCACCAGUCAGUUGUGGUGUGCCGGAACCGACAAAGCAGUAGGCCUGUAAUAAAAGUGGGCAAAAAGAAAAUGACCAGAAAACAUAAUUCGUGAACCAACUUCGUUUAUUGAGAUAAGUCACAAAAAGCUUGUCUUAAUUCUUUAACAGGAUUGGGUAUGUAGAGUGUGUAGGCGGAGGAUUUCCAGCGCCCCAUGGCCUUAAUAAUAUGAGCGGGGACGUGGUUAGCGGAUGCGAAAGAUGCUGCUCAUAUACGGAAAGAGUGACCUGAAAAUUGAUUGGGGUUUAGGCCAAGCCUGGUCAACAGAAGUCUUAUGUACAGCAUGAAUUUAGCUGUGGUCAGAGUGUGUCCAUGCAGUUCAAACAAAGGCUGUUGAGGUUGUUUUUGGACUGAAAGUGAAUAAGUGUCUAACACUUUAACUGGGCACCAUAUAUUGUGAGUAGGGUACAGUGGUAUUUGAAUAAUGUGUCCGUCGGUGCUGGUUUUGGAUUGUCUUAGAGAGAGAAUAUAAUGGUCGGUAUGUUUCUGUAGAUCAUUGGUUCUAAGGUAGUCAGGUGCGGUGAUGGUUGUGGUUGUGAAUUCGCUAGGCCGGAGGAACCCGUAAAAGGCAAGAUAUAGUUCUGUUUUGAUAGUGCUAUUUGUCAUGGGUUCGAAAGGAGAUGAAUCUAAUAGGUUGGAUAGAGAGUGGAAGAUGUUGUUGUCUAUAAGUAGUCUUUGUGAGGGAACAUGUGUAUCUAAUUUUUUAAUGCCUUUAAGUAAUGUUUUAAUUUGGUAUGAGGUUAGAAAAGCAAUACUGUUAGGUUGUUGGAUGAGCAUAUGGUGUUGAAUGCCAGGAAGGUACAGUUUAAUAGUAUUAAAGGAUAGUUUAAGGUUAAUGUGGCAAAAAGAGGUAAACCCCAAAAUCGUCUCUAAUGCAAACAUGUCGUGAAUGUGAAACUCGGUGAUAAAUUUUUUGAAUACGUGAAAGGCCCUAUCAUAAGUGUCCUUAGUGUUUACUGAGAGUGCCAUAUGAGAAAUGUGACGUGCGUGAUCUAACAAGGUCUUUAAUCCAUGAUCAUGUCUUGGAAUAGAGGUGCAGGUGGAAGCAUUGGGUAGUGACGAGAGGAAAGCCUGGAAACGAAACUGAGACAAGUGAUCAGCAGCGGUGUUUGUGUACCCCGGGAUGUGUAUGCAUGUUAUAAAGAAUUGACAAGUGGCUGCUACCCAUGUGAGAUGCCUUAGCAGUCUCAUAAUGACCAGUGAUGCCGAACGGCCUUUAUUGACAAUGUGGCAUGUAGCCAGGUUAUCCGAGUAGCACCUGACCGUGUGGCCAGACCAAUAUGGCCGAGGUGUCAGAAAAUUUGGGUAGUGAUUCAACUUCAGUUGGCCAAGGCCCCCAAAUCCAUUGGUCACCCCAGAUGGCGGCAAAGCCUGUGUUAGCUGCGGCAUCUGUCCAUAAUGUAGGUGAUGUGUCGGAGGGAGGUGGUAUAAACAUGGUUUGCCCGUUCCAAGAGGUGAGAAAGACCCGCCACAUGCGUAAAUCAGAAGUUGCGUGUACAUCUAAUUUGAUAUGUGAAGUGUGCAAAGAAAACAGUGGAAACAAGGUUAACAGGUGGGAUAUAAAAGAUUUACCUUGGGGUAUGAUCCUCAUGGCAAAAUUGAGCGAUCCAAGUAGUGAUUGGAGUUCUUUCCGAUUGCAAUGACCUUGUAGCAGGUAAUGUUCAAUACUUGCCAGGGUACGCUCAAUCUUGUCCUGAGGUAGACUGGCCUGCAUGUUUAUCGUGUCUAGUUGUAUGCCCAAAAAUUGGAUGUAGGUAUCUGGACCCAAAGUUUUGUGAGGAGAGACAGGAAUGUUAAAAGAUUCAAACAGUGCCAAUAAGUGAUUCAAACUACUAGGUGGAAGAGUGUUAUUCUCAAUCAAGAGGAAAUCGUCCAGAUAGUGGAUAACCGAAGGGCACUUGCACACAUUUAGUAAGAGCCAACAUAGAGCCUCUGCAAACAUGUCAAAAAUUCGUGGACUGCUUUUGGAGCCAAAAGUUAGUCGGGUGAAAAAAUAAUACCUCCCUUGCCAUUUAAUACCGUGUAGAUGCCACAGGGAAGGAUGUAUGGGUAGUAGCUUAAAGGUGUUUACCACGUCUGUUUUACUCAGCCAUGCUCCUGUACCUGCUUGUAGAAUGGCCCCUAUGGCAUGGUCGAUAGUGGCGUAGUGUAGUGAAAAUUCUUCAGAAGGUAUUAGAGAGUUUAGGCUGGGGAUAGUGGAGGAGUGUGGUGCUGAUAAAUCAAUUAUCUGUCUGGGUUUGAGUGAGGUCUUCCCUGUGACAACCCCUAAAGGGUUGGUUCUCCAAGACAUGAAGGGUGGGGAAAAGAAUGGUCCCAACAGAAACCCUUAUUCCAGCUCAUUUGAGAUAAGAGUAUUUACCAACUGUGGAUCGUCUAAUGUGGACUGUAGGUUGUCGCAUUCCAGUGUACCGGAGGGUAAAUGGACCAACCCGGUGUGAAAUCCCUCAGUCAUGCCCAAAAUAAUAUAUUCAGUGAAAUGACGUGAAGGAUGUGGCUGUAAAAGUGAUGUCAAUAAAGUGACGUUCACACACGUGUGAUACGGUUUUGGGAAUGCUUUAUUUGGGCACAUAGUUUUGGCAUGGGCCAAAACAGUGUGAACAUACAUGCAUCAGUCUACAGGAACUGAAACCACAAUUGCCCACAUUGAAGUUAUUGCAUAUCUGAGAUUUACCCAGGAAUACAAUGUCUCUCCCCAGCUUGUCUUUUAAUCCCUUGGUAGCUUUAGGAAAGUUAGGGGUAGAUUGGUGUUUGGGCAGAGAUUUGUGUGGUGUGCUGUAGAUGUGCUUAAAUUGAACUGAGCCAGAGCUGCAGCCACCUUUGCAGAAAAGGAAGAAAACAGUGUCCGUAAAAAGUAAUCGUAAAAAGCGGUACCACCGUAUUUGUGCCCCAGGUCCACCAUCUUGUGCAUGUAUGCAUCUAGCUCUGCUCUUUUCCCUGGGUAUACUGAGCAGUACACAUCCCUAUAAAUCCCAAAACCCAGUACAAAUUCAGGGAUUGACCGUUUUCUGUUUAGUCUCGGGUCUCUAGACCUUAGUACGACAGAUAUAUCUCCAUAUGCAAAGGUCCUAUUCUCUAGGACAUUCUGGGAGGCUAUAAGCAAUGACACCAGGUUGAUAUCCUUGCCUUCCAGAAUGUCCUUUUUAAGGUGAGAUGGGACCAUGUGUGAAGGAUUAAUAUCUUCGCUAAGAGACCCUGAUUCCAAAGAAUUACCAAUCAUGUCAGCCAGAGGGUGACUGGCAGCAAUUGGGUUCGUAGCGGUCUGUUUAGUACCACUUGUUUCCAAUUUAUCCAGCCUGUCAUUAAUUGUGCUGAUGGAUGACAUGAGCGAAGUCAUCAUGGCGUGAAAUGUUGGCAAUUGUGUGCCACUAGGGCCUUCCCCUGCAUCAGAGUUGUCAGUGGCCGUAUUCAAAAGUCUGAACAACUCGGCUUUCCUAGCAGUAGCUGGGAAAGGGAUGCAGCGUCUUCUGCCGUGAGACCUGUGAUGGUCCAUGAUCUGAGAGAAGCAGGACUAGCAACGUCUGUUCCAGGAACAGGGGUACCAGGCCUAGCGGGAGUGCAGGGUAGCAAGAGUUCCUCGGGGAUAUCAGGAUUAUUAGACAUAACUGAAAAGUAAGCUUUAAUCAAUCACUCUGUAAUGUUUGAUUUGGGUGGGUACUGGUAAGGCUAGCUAAAUGCCAAGAGGCAAAACAAUUAUACUUAUUGAUGGUGACAGAUGAGUCCCUACUAAUUGCCAAGCGGCUUGAGCGGCGCUACCUAUUCGUGGGCCAGAGGGGAACGUAUGAGGCCACCGAACGUUGUGGCGGGGUGUUGGCCUCUCGGUGGUAGUUAAAGCAUAAGAUAGAUUGGGAGUGACAGGUGAGGCCCUCUCUAUGCGACAAUGCGAGACGGCUAGCUAUGAUUUGGCCCGAGGGGCGUAUUCCUCCGAGUAUGAGGAGAGGGGUGUUGGUCUCGCGGGACCACUAGCCUAUGGAUUAAGACCAGAAACUUUUACCUCGUUGGGUCAUAUAACCUAGGACCAGUACCCCUCAGAACAUGGUAGAGGAGAAAAUUGGAUUCUGGCGUAGUACCUGAUAUGUGAGUCAGGUUGCGCUGUCGCGGUAGAAGUAACCAGUGACUGUAAGAGUCUCGAGAUGAUUACCUGUUGGACAUGAGAUUUGAUAUAUGAACAUGUGAUUAAACGUAGUGUUAUGGCCAGAUCGUGGGCCCUAAAAAACAAGGAACCUACCCGACACUGCAGAGGGUAGAUUUAACGAAAUUGACAACGGUUUUCGUGCUUGUAAAAGCUACCGUUUGAAGGCAAACAACCUAAAAGAGUAAAAUACAUGCUUAACUAAUGUAAUGUGUAUCAUUGGACUUCAUAAAAACAUAAUUUAAAUAUCAACCAACCUAUAAGAAAAUUGAUACCAGUGACAGAAUUCACAAUUCCCAGUACUAACCACUGGGAUGACUCUGUGGGGAAAACAAAUUCAGGAAAUCAGGACCCAUCAACUUUGUUUAAAACAUUCCUAUUUAAUAAAUAGAUUUACUGCAAUAACGUUUGUAACCAGUAGGGGCGAAAUCCCCAUGGAGUACUGUCUGAAUUCGUGCUUAAUACGUGAGUUAGUGUAGUUGCCGAAAGAAAUAUAUAGAGUGUAGAAACAACCGAAUAGAUACACCAUAAUUUACAUUCGAAACCAACCGAUUGAUGUUUAAGCAUAAUUUAACCGAAUGAUAUCGUUCGUUAGUUUGAACGGUGAACAUGCGAAUAGCUGAGUGAAGCAUUUAAGACGAAUGCAAUAGUGAUACAAUAAAACGAACCGAACGUAGAUUUGAACCGAAUGGGGCUCCGCCGUGUAAAGCAGGGGAAUUGCAGUGGUUGCUUUACAGCGAGCCUGACUUACGGUUUUCGUGAAGAAGAGGUAACGAGCGAGCUGUGCGGACGCCGGCAACGGUAAGGAGAGCCAGGGAAGCCCGGACCAGGAGACCACGAGGGAACAGGUAAGGAAAAAUCCAAGAUGGCGGUCUGAACCGGAAGUAACAUUUCAGACUCGCCAGACCAGCAACGGUAAGGUGGGAGUGGAUUGGCAGCCCCUUUAAAGGUAAACCAAGCCCCUCCCACAACUCCAGGCCAAGCCUUCAAAUAUAUCAAAGGGGCAUUUUAUGCACCAUAACUGCUACAGCUCAUUGGCUCAUUGUAGUGUUUAUGGUAGUCUCUGUGUGUUGUCCCUAGAGAUGUUAGCCUGCUCACAGCCUAUAUUGCCAAACAUAGUUCUAUGAAGUUAGCAUUCAAUUUACCAAACAGCAAGUGUGUUGCCAAGAUGCAGGCAAUAGAAAAACACCAUUUCUUUUUUAUUUACCACAUUUAUUAGAUCAUACUAUAUGUAGUGUAAUAUAAAUUUGAACAGCAUGUAAUAAUGCAGGUAUUUUUUUUAAUAGCAGUGUAAUUUGGAAUAUUAAUUUGCCUUUAGUCAAACAUCAAUAUCUAUCUACAAUACAGAACCUUCAUGCAAUCAAUCAGCUCUAAGACACGUAGAGUUACAAUCUAUAUUGGAAGGGAUGUGUUUUUUGUGGUUAGUUGAGAAAUUGUCUAAAUCUUUGUACCAUUGAUCGCUCUUCUUUUUUCUCCAAUCAAGGAAUUACAUUAAGUCAUCAAUUCUCCAACCUAAUGAUUCUACGAUAUGGCAACUCAUCCCUAGAAGUCGAUUAUGAAAAUUUUGUCUGUUUCAUGUUGAGGAUGGAGAUCAAUAGAGGUAAAUAAGAUCAUUAUAUGUUACAGUCAUUACAAUGUAAUUAUUUUCCAGCAGACAUUUUCCCACUAGAAGUGCAAAUCAGCCUUGGUAAAUGGCGUGCAACAAAACUAGACUUAGAAAUAAAAUUGCAUCUUCCAUGUUCUUGCAAUUUCCAAGUAGAAGUCUACAAAUCACAAAGUCCAGAGUAACAUUGGUUAAAUCCAAGCUUUAUGCUCGACUAUAGAGUAAUUUCCUUUUUAAAUAAUGUACUGGCCAGGACUGAGUUUCCCAUGGGUUGACCUAAUUUAUUUGCCAUCUAUAGAAAGACAUUUUUUUAAAUAUUCACAGCUUGUAUUUUUAUUUUACUAAUCUGCUCCAACCAUAUUGAAUAUUAUAUACCAAUCUCUUUUUUAUUUUCCAGAGCUCUUUCAAAAUUUGAGCCAUGAUGGAAAAGGAAUCUAUCUGAGGGAGGCAGAGGUAAGUUUGAUACACCUUCUGUGUUGGUUGUUAUCCAAGCAUCUAGAACAGGGAUAGGCAACCUUUGGCAAUACAGAUGCUGUGGACUACAUCUCCCAUAAUGCUCUCACAGCAAUAAUACUAUCAAAGCAUUAUGGGAGAUGUAGUUCACAAUAUCUGGAGUGCCGAAGGUUGCCUGCCCCUGAUCUAGAACAUUUACUGGCCUAUGUCUUAGUCUGAUCAUGAUAGUUGCACUUAAUGUAUUUUAGCUUGUUUGUAGCUAAGGUUUUCAAAAGAUAAUUUGAGUUGUAAAAUAAAAACAAUCACAGUUGAUUUUUUUGUUUUUUUGGAACAUUCUGUUAUUCUAGUAUUUGCUAAAAGUGACAGCAUACUGAAAUGGAGGCCACACUUGGGUGAAAUUGUUAACUGAAAUCAAGUGAGAUCCUUCGGCACAAAAAACCUCUCAGAAUGUCUACUGACCCAUGUAAUCUGUCCUAGACACUACUUAGACACACUGGCAGCUUUAAAGUUUUGUUUAGUUUUUUACAAUAGAACAGACUUCCUUUUAUGAAAGAUGCACAAUGUUUGAGAUUAGGACAAACUCUCUGAAGUCUGAAUUAGUCUUUGUUUAAUGUAACUUGCUGUGGAGUCUUUUUGGUUCUGUUGAAAAAUAAAAACUGGUUAACACAUUGUCUCCUCUACUUACCACAGUGGAUGUUGUUGACUUUGUACUCCUAAGAAAUUCAGUCAUCCAACGAUACAACAUUUGCACGAUUCCUCAGGAUAUCUUUAUUUUUUUAUUUUUUUUAUUUUGUUUGUUGAAACCUGGACUUACUUGAAAUGUCCACUCCCAUGGACAUUUCUGACUUACUAUGGACGUCUCUAUACUGUUUGUUUACAUUUUGCUGUUUUUACUUUUUAUUAUGGUUUGAUAUAUUUAUUUUGGAAAUAAAAUGCCCUUUCAGCUGCUCAUAAUAACCCAACUAAUGGAAUUAUUCUGUGUUUACAGACAUAUGUUUACUGUGUUGAAUGGUUCAGAGGUCCAGUUAGUCUCAGUAAUCAUAAUGCAGUGAUUGAAACCCCUGUAACUGGUUAAUUAUAUUGUGGUUCAUUCUAUAAUAAUUGAAGAUAGAUUAGGCUUAAUAUGACUUAAUCAUUUAUUUUUCAAGGCCACAAUAGUUAGCAUUAAUUUUACCACGUCAGUGUUCGCUGUUUUUCUCUUCUCCACAAAAUAAUACACAGCGCAUGCAGCAUUUUUAAUAUUUUUUGUUUCACACACAACAGUAUAACUAAUUAAAUUAAAAAUGUUAACAAUGUUGAGAGAUGCAGCUGGAUUCUGUUUUCCUCUCUGUUGUGAAAUUUGAAUGAGUUUUUAUAUUAAACUUUAAGGUGUUUCUAAUUUAUUUUUUGCAGUUAAAGUAUCAUCAUGUAUAUUCUGUUUUGUUUUUUUAUAAUUCUUUAUUUUUGUAGUGCGUGAGCUAAUAACAAACUGUUGUGAGGUACCCCAAAGACAUUCCUCCAACGCAGUAAUGACAGAUGAGCAUAGAGGUACAUGUGAAAUCAAGCACAAAUUUUAAAUUUAAGGGUAGUUGAUGAGUAAACAGACAGGAUCUUGUCGCUAGAUCUGUCACAUAACCGAGAUUAACAUCGCUGAGUUAUCUGGACAUGUAAUGUUUAUGCUUUGAAGGGUUUAGCUAGAUCUGUUCCCUAACUAAGAAUAACAUCACUGGGUUACCUAAGCGUGCAAGGCUUUACGAGGUUGAGCUAGAUCUGUUACAUAACGGAAAAUAGCAUUGCUUACUUAUCUAGAAGUAUACAUGCCCACUUUUUAUAUUUAAACAGGUAGUAGUUUUCUGAAGCAAGAUUCAUCAGGUGUAGCCAACAUGUACUGCAACAUGUAGGUUAUCAAGCAAAGACAUUGUGUAUUUUCCGGCAGUUACAUACUGGGAUAUAUAUUAAAUUAUAAGGUCUAUUAAUUAAGUAUGCAUAAUGACUGAGAUAGCAGUGUUGGGAUUAGCUGGGUGUCCCGCUCUAGUGGUCAAGUUACAGGUUGUAAUUAAAUGAUGUCAUUAUGCAGUUGGGACACUUGUUUAGUCAUGGCAUGUGUAAGAGUAAAUGACAUGUUUAAUAAGUAAACUUAGCUUAUGUAGUGGUUUCAGGGGUUAAACCUAAGAUGAGAUGUUGGCUAGCAAGCAAACCUGCUGGUGUGAGGAGUCCUGCAUGCCAGUCCAUAUGGGCCUAGCCGAUGCCCAGUCUGGGGGCCUUGCCUGCAGCCCUGGGAUGAACGUCUAUGAUGCUUUCCUGCUGGGCUCCAGUGCCUCGUGCCCUUGCUUGUAUGUCGCGGCAGUGUAUAGCGCGGCUUCGGUCCGAUCCCCGUGUGCAGCCAGCUUCUUUUAAAGCAGGGCAGGACGCAGAGGCGACGGCUCAUUAG
Messenger RNA from Pelobates cultripes (western spadefoot toad), 17123 nucleotides. Lineage: Eukaryota; Metazoa; Chordata; Amphibia; Anura; Pelobatidae. The record is from the annotation of a GenBank genome assembly.